Messenger RNA from Synchytrium microbalum, 786 nucleotides. RefSeq lists its product as uncharacterized. Gene Ontology annotation, cellular component: PCNA complex. Lineage: Eukaryota; Fungi; Chytridiomycota; Chytridiomycetes; Synchytriales; Synchytriaceae. The transcript is spliced from 4 exons. The coding region runs from base 1 to 786 and encodes 261 amino acids. The record is from RefSeq and is a predicted model, not a curated record. Gene Ontology annotation, molecular function: DNA binding; DNA polymerase processivity factor activity. Gene Ontology annotation, biological process: mismatch repair; translesion synthesis; regulation of DNA replication.
AUGUUAGAAGCACGAUUAGGUCAAUCCGCCGUAUUCAAAAAGGUACUUGAUUCCAUCAAGGACUUGGUAUCAGAUGCCAACUUUGAUUGUAACGACAAUGGAAUUAAUUUGCAAGCAAUGGACAAUUCCCAUGUUGCAUUGGUCAUUCUGUCAUUGAAGGCCGGCAUGUUUGAUCCGUUCCGAUGUGACAGAAAUCUCUCUAUUGGAAUCAACUUGGCCUCGUUGGGCAAAAUCAUGAAAUGUGCUGCAAAUGACGAUGUCCUCACAAUUAAGGCUGACGACCAACAAGAUACUCUCAGUUUGACUUUUGAGAAUAACAAUCAAGAUAGAGUCAGUGAAUAUGAACUCAAACUCAUGGAUAUUGACAGCGAACAUUUGGGUAUCCCUGAAACAAACUAUGAAGCAUCCAUAAAGAUGUCGUCUACGGAAUUCCAACGUAUUUGCCGUGACUUGAUGCAAUUGAGUGAAUCUGUAAUUAUCGAGGCCACCAAAGAAAGCGUCAAGUUUACUGCGAAUGGUGAUAUUGGUAACGGAAACGUGACUCUCAAAGCUGGUGGAGGAUCUGCAGACAAGGAGGACGAUGUUCCUACCGAAAUCGAGUUGCAAUCUAAUGUGACCUUGACCUUUUCUCUAAAGUAUUUGGUCAACUUUACAAAGGCAACUUCGCUCUCAAAGGCUGUUACUCUAUCCAUGUCAAACGAAGUACCUCUUCUGGUAGAGUACAAGGUUUCCGAUGAGGGGCAUAUUCGUUACUACUUGGCACCGAAGAUUGGUGAUGAUUCAUAA